This is a messenger RNA of Daucus carota subsp. sativus, 414 nucleotides long. RefSeq lists its product as uncharacterized. NCBI's taxonomy places the organism in Eukaryota, Viridiplantae, Streptophyta, Magnoliopsida, Apiales, Apiaceae. The coding region runs from base 1 to 414 and encodes 137 amino acids. The transcript has a single exon. The record is from RefSeq and is a predicted model, not a curated record.
AUGAAUGAUGGAUAUGUUAAUAAACAAGUAUGUCUUUGUGUUUUCAUUAAACGUCCCUUAAAUAAUUUUGUUAUUAUUACUGUAUAUGUGGAUGAUUUGAAACUUGUUGGUACUUCUAAAGAUAUUACUAAUGUUGCUACCUAUUUGAAAAAUGAGUUUGAGAUGAAAGAUCUAAGAAAGAUAAGAUUUUGUUUAGGUAUACAGGUGGAGAAUUUAUCUUCAGACCUAUUUGUUCAUCAAUUGAACUACACUGAAAAGGUUCUUGAUCGGUUCCACAUGGACAGAUCUAACCUACUAACUAUCCGACCUAGAAAGGAAGAUGAAGAUGCUCUUGGACCUGAGGUUCAUUAUCUUUGUGCAAUUAGUGCCCUUAUGUAUCUUUCAACAACACACGACUUGAUACUGCAUUUGUAG